CACUCUCUCUCUCUCUCUCUGCCAUUUUUUUUUAUCACUUCGGACAACAACUAAAAAAACACUAACCUAAAGCUAAAGUUCUCGAACUCACAAACACAUUGUCAGUUUUUCGAGACCUUAAAAGCAUUACUCUUUCCUCCUCUCAUUACCUCUCUCUUUCUCUCUCUUAGCUCGGAUCUCUCCGUCAAUGGUGAUGGUCCCGUUUUCUCCCUGAGUUAAUUCGUCUCGAGUCUCUAUUACUGGGGUCUUCUUUCUUUUCUUCGCUUCCUUUACACCAUUCCUCUCUGAGUUCUGUCCGUAAAUAUGGCGGAGACGAUGGCGGCGCCGGCGGCAGAGGCGAAGGCGGUUCCGACGCCGGAGGCGGAGAAGAAGAAGGAACAGAGCUUGCCCUUCUUCAAGCUCUUCUCUUUCGCCGACAGAUAUGAUUAUCUCUUGAUGAUCACUGGUUCUUUAGGCGCCAUUGUUCAUGGCUCCUCCAUGCCCGUCUUCUUCUUGCUCUUUGGUGAAAUGGUCAAUGGAUUCGGCAAAAACCAGAUGGAUUUGCAAAAGAUGACCAACGAAGUCUCCAAAUAUGCUCUGUAUUUUGUCUACCUGGGUCUUGUGGUAUGCUUCUCUUCAUACGCAGAGAUUGCAUGUUGGAUGUACACCGGAGAAAGGCAAGUAGGUACCCUGAGGAAGAAGUACCUCGAAGCUGUUCUGAAACAAGAUGUCGGAUUCUUCGACACCGAUGCAAGAACCGGAGAUAUCGUCUUCAGUGUCUCCACAGACACUCUCCUUGUCCAAGACGCCAUUAGCGAGAAGGUUGGCAAUUUCAUACACUACUUGUCAACAUUUCUGGCGGGAUUAGUGGUCGGUUUUGUGUCCGCAUGGAGAUUGGCUUUGUUGAGCGUUGCGGUGAUACCCGGAAUCGCUUUCGCCGGCGGUUUGUACGCUUAUACUCUCACCGGAAUCACGUCAAAGAGCCGAGAAUCGUAUGCCAACGCCGGCGUUAUCGCCGAGCAGGCAAUUGCUCAAGUACGAACUGUCUACUCGUAUGUCGGGGAGAGCAAGGCCCUGAGUUUAUACUCCGAUGCGAUCCAAUACACGCUGAAGCUCGGGUAUAAGGCCGGAAUGGCGAAAGGCUUGGGUUUGGGAUGCACAUAUGGGAUAGCAUGUAUGUCGUGGGCUCUUGUGUUUUGGUACGCCGGGGUAUUCAUCAGGAAUGGACAGACUGAUGGAGGGAAGGCAUUCACUGCCAUAUUUUCCGCCAUUGUUGGUGGAAUGAGCUUGGGGCAAUCUUUCUCGAAUCUCGGGGCUUUUAGCAAAGGAAAGGCGGCUGGUUACAAAUUGAUGGAGAUAAUCAACCAAAGGCCCUCGAUAAUCCAAGACCCGUUGGACGGGAAAUGCUUGGAUGAAGUUCGUGGGAAUAUCGAGUUCAAAGAUGUAACCUUUAGCUAUCCUUCAAGGCCUGAUGUUAUCAUAUUCAGGAAUUUCUCUAUUUUCUUCCCUGCUGGGAAGACUGUGGCUGUGGUUGGCGGCAGCGGUUCUGGCAAGAGUACUGUUGUCUCCCUCAUCGAAAGAUUCUAUGACCCUAACAACGGGCAAAUUUUACUGGACAGUGUCGAUAUAAAGACUCUUCAAUUGAAAUUUCUGCGUGAUCAGAUCGGGCUUGUGAAUCAAGAACCAGCUCUCUUUGCUACCACGAUACUCGAGAACAUACUCUAUGGAAAGCCUGAUGCUACAAUGGCUGAGGUUGAAGCUGCUGCUUCUGCUGCAAAUGCACACAGCUUCAUUACCUUACUUCCCAAUGGCUACAACACUCAGGUUGGAGAACGAGGCAUUCAACUAUCAGGUGGUCAGAAACAGAGAAUCGCAAUCGCUAGGGCAAUGUUGAAAGACCCAAAGAUUCUACUUCUAGAUGAAGCCACCAGUGCUCUGGAUGCUGGCUCUGAAAGCAUUGUUCAGGAAGCAUUAGAUCGGCUCAUGGUGGGUAGAACCACUGUUGUGGUUGCUCAUCGCCUUUGCACCAUAAGGAACGUUGAUUCAAUCGCGGUUAUACAACAAGGACAAGUCGUUGAAACUGGCACCCAUGAAGAACUCAUUGCAAAGGCUGGAGCAUAUGCUUCUCUCAUCAGAUUUCAAGAAAUGGUGGGCACCCGAGAUUUGUCAAACCCGUCAACACGUCGAUCCCGCUCAACCCGUUUGAGCUUCUCCCUCUCCACGAAAUCACUCAGCCUUAGAUCAGGAAGUCUGAGAAAUCUGAGCUAUUCUUACAGCACAGGAGCUGAUGGCCGGAUUGAGAUGGUUUCGAACGCCGAAUCGGACAGAAAAACUCGUGCACCAGAUGGCUACUUCUGCCGGCUUCUCAAGCUAAAUGCCCCGGAAUGGCCUUACUCGAUCAUGGGAGCUGUUGGUUCAGUCCUUUCUGGUUUCAUCGGUCCAACCUUUGCUAUUGUGAUGAGCAAUAUGAUUGAGGUGUUCUAUUACAGAAACUAUGAUUCCAUGGAAAGAAAGACUAAGGAGUAUGUUUUCAUUUACAUCGGUGCUGGUCUCUAUGCCGUGGUUGCAUAUUUGAUCCAACAUUACUUCUUCAGCAUUAUGGGAGAAAACCUCACCACAAGAGUUAGAAGAAUGAUGCUAUCAGCCAUUCUGAGGAACGAGGUAGGAUGGUUUGAUGAGGAGGAACACAACUCGAGCCUUGUUGCUGCCCGGUUGGCCACGGAUGCAGCCGACGUGAAAUCUGCAAUGGCCGAGAGAAUCUCGGUGAUUCUGCAGAACAUGACUUCACUUCUCACAUCCUUCAUUGUCGCUUUCAUAGUGGAAUGGAGAGUUUCUCUUCUCAUCCUGGCUACAUUCCCUCUUCUAGUCCUCGCCAACUUUGCUCAGCAACUAUCUCUCAAAGGAUUUGCCGGAGACACGGCCAAGGCUCAUGCAAAGACUUCAAUGAUAGCAGGUGAAGGAGUCAGCAACAUUAGAACCGUUGCAGCUUUCAAUGCUCAGGACAAGAUCCUGUCUUUGUUCUGUCAUGAGCUUCAUGUCCCUCAGAAAAGAAGCCUGCGUCGUAGCCAAACCUCGGGUUUCCUCUUCGGCCUCUCCCAGCUUGCUCUCUAUGGAUCCGAGGCUCUUAUCCUCUGGUACGGUGCCCACCUCGUGGGCAAAGGGGCCUCGACCUUCUCCAAAGUGAUCAAGGUGUUUGUUGUUUUGGUCAUCACUGCAAACUCGGUUGCUGAAACCGUCAGUCUUGCUCCUGAAAUCAUCCGCGGAGGUGAAGCAGUAGGUUCGGUUUUCUCUAUCUUAGACCGGCAAACCAGGAUUGACCCUGAUGAUCCCGAUGCUGACCCGGUUGAGACAAUCCGUGGAGAAAUCGAAUUCAGACAUGUCGACUUUGCUUACCCGUCAAGGCCUGACGUGAUGGUGUUCAAAGACUUCAACCUCAGGAUCCGAGCUGGGCAGAGUCAGGCACUUGUUGGGGCAAGCGGGUCAGGGAAAAGUUCCGUGAUUGCAUUGAUAGAGCGUUUCUACGACCCUCUAGCCGGGAAAGUGAUGAUCGACGGGAAAGAUAUCCGGAGGCUAAACCUCAAGUCUCUGAGGCUCAAGAUAGGUCUAGUCCAACAAGAACCUGCCCUGUUCGCAGCAACCAUCUUUGACAACAUCGCAUAUGGGAAGGACGGAGCAACAGAAGCCGAGGUCAUUGAAGCAGCACGAGCAGCCAACGCUCACGGUUUCAUCAGCGGAUUACCCGACGGUUACAAAACUCCGGUGGGCGAAAGAGGAGUACAGUUAUCUGGUGGGCAGAAACAGAGGAUCGCUAUUGCAAGAGCCGUGCUCAAGAACCCUACAGUCUUGCUACUAGACGAGGCAACGAGUGCGUUGGACGCAGAGUCGGAAUGCGUGCUACAAGAGGCUCUAGAGAGGCUCAUGAGGGGCCGGACCACUGUGGUAGUGGCUCACCGACUCUCCACGAUAAGAGGGGUAGAUUGCAUCGGCGUGAUCCAAGACGGGAGGAUCGUCGAGCAAGGCAGCCACUCCGAGCUCGUUAGCCGGCCCGAGGGAGCGUAUUCGAGGCUUUUGCAGCUUCAAAACCAUAGGAUUUGAAGCUUUGCUUUGAAUUGCAGGGUUUGGGUUAUGGAAUCUCUGGUUUGAUUCUUCCUUGGAUUCUCAGGUUCUAACAGUAAUGUAAUUUUUCUCCGGACUUUAUUAUGGAUUCUAUGGACAAUGGAUCGAUAAUGAUGAUGAUGAUGAUGAUGAUGUGAAAUAGGUGUAGAUAUUGAAGCUUUGAGUGUUGGAGAUUCUCAUGGUUUUUGCAGAAGAAGAUUAUGUGAUAUGAGAAGAUACUAUAUAUUUGUUGUAUAAUGGGUUAUAAUUUUC
Tarenaya hassleriana is the source of this 4347-nucleotide messenger RNA. Its product is annotated as ABC transporter B family member 19. The record is from RefSeq and is a predicted model, not a curated record. Bases 304 to 4074 code for a protein of 1256 amino acids. Gene Ontology annotation, molecular function: ABC-type transporter activity; ATP binding; ATP hydrolysis activity. Gene Ontology annotation, biological process: transmembrane transport. NCBI's taxonomy places the organism in Eukaryota, Viridiplantae, Streptophyta, Magnoliopsida, Brassicales, Cleomaceae. The transcript is spliced from 10 exons. Gene Ontology annotation, cellular component: membrane.